Serpula lacrymans var. lacrymans S7.9 is the source of this 498-nucleotide messenger RNA. RefSeq lists its product as uncharacterized. The transcript has a single exon. Bases 1 to 498 code for a protein of 165 amino acids. The record is from RefSeq and is a predicted model, not a curated record. NCBI's taxonomy places the organism in Eukaryota, Fungi, Basidiomycota, Agaricomycetes, Boletales, Serpulaceae.
AUGGCUGUGCAGAAUGUGCAGGCCAGCCCUGGGAUGAUUGCCCCUCCCGUGUUGAGCAAAACGGACCAAGGUUCCCUAAAUGCAUGGUCAAAGAAAGAAUAUUGCGCAAAAAAUAUCCUGGGAUGCAUGGUUUCUGAUUUGACACUGCAACAAAUCCUCCACAAGGACACAGUGGUGGAAAUGUGGGACCUAAUCCACCAGGAGAACAAAAACAAAACAAAACUCAUUCAAGCUGAACUACAAGACAAAUUAGCUGCAUUGCACUGCCCCAAAAAAGGCAAUAUGCAUACUCACAUAGACAAGAUAAGGGAUAUGUGGGAGCAACUCAGUGCAGCUGGAGUGUACCUCACUGACAAAGAAAAGGCAUUGAACAUGUUGCGCUCCCUCUCAUCCACUUGUGCAAUAUUUGUGUCCCAACUGUCUGUCUCAGCUCAUAUGAAUGGCAAGAGCAUCAAUCCUGAGACCCUGAUUGUAAAUCUCCUGCAAGAAUAUGAUUGA